Penaeus chinensis is the source of this 1721-nucleotide messenger RNA. RefSeq names its product protein charybde-like. The record is from RefSeq and is a predicted model, not a curated record. Gene Ontology annotation, biological process: regulation of TOR signaling; apoptotic process; negative regulation of signal transduction. Gene Ontology annotation, cellular component: cytoplasm. Lineage: Eukaryota; Metazoa; Arthropoda; Malacostraca; Decapoda; Penaeidae. The transcript has 5 exons. The coding region runs from base 413 to 925 and encodes 170 amino acids.
GCCGGUUAGAUCUUCGUGAACCCUGGAGGUGGGAGGACGCUCUACAGUCCAAUCACAAUCCUCGUGUAAACAGUUCCCAUAGUAAUAUCUAUGGAAAACGGAGACAGUUUCUCAAUUGUCGGAAACAAGUACUCCAUCACAGUCAGACUGACAACAAUCAACACGUUCGAAGAGAAGCCGUAAGCAAAGAGGCGGCUGGUAUUGGUAUUAUCUCAUCAGCCUCAGAGUUGCGUCAGCCGGAGACGGCCACGCAGACGGGAGCCUGACAGAUCCCUGCAUCACUUCGCCUCGGAAUCAUCAGCACCACACGGCCUCCCUCAGAAGAGGAUCGGAGAGCAGCCACCGCCUGGACCAGCACCCACUCGGCUGGGAUUUCUACCAUAAGAAAGCUGCAACAGUGAAGCUAAUAAAAAUGCUGUCGAUAUUGCGACCCAGCACCUACAAGGCACCACUGGCCUCCCUCGACAAUGACUUCUACGACUUCCGGGAGAUGCAGGAUGAAGCCGCUGCGAUGCUGUUGGCGAAGCAUAUCUGGAAACUCCUGAAGAAGGCGAGACACCGGAUUUAUCAGAUGCCGGGCUGCGAGGGCGGGGCGAGCGGUGUGUCAGUAUUGGUGCCAGCGGACUUUCUCAACCGUCUGGCGCGGGAUGUGGUCAGGAUGACGGAGGGGGAGCUGAAUGGUGUCAGAGGCUGCACGCUCCACAUCGAAUACAGCGACGGAGAGGAGCUAGUCAAGAUAGGGAAGAUUAAGUGCGAUCCUCAUUUGCCUUCUUCAUGUUUCCUUUACCUGAGACUUACCCGAGCUGCAGGACCUCCCAAGAACACAAACCCCCUUCUGAGAAUUCUCGGCUACGGCAACGACAGUAUCAUCUACAUCAGCCCGGGCUAUUUGCUGGAGAAGAAGCGAGCGAAGGUCGUUCGAUGAGCGAGAAGAGGCGAGACAACGGGGAGUUAAAUAAGUAGCAAUUGUAGCACGACCGUCGUCUUGUGGGGCCCAUGGCGGUCUUCAUGAACAGGGACAUCAGGACAAUGGCUGACACGUGAAGCCAUGCAGGGUAUCUGUUGCACAUAGCGGGCUUUUGGGCUCUUGGAAUCUGCGCUAUUUGGGGGCUCAAAAACAUGAGGGUAUUUUGGCUUCGAAUGCUGGAGAAAAAAUAGCACAAAACGUCACGGGAAAGUUUUUGUUCUUUAUUUUUAUGAUAUCGUUAUUAUGCUGGUACUUGCCUGUGCUUCUCAGUUCUCAUUAAGGAGUUGGAGGCCCAUACCAUGUGAUUGUUCAAAUAAGAAACAUUCCAAGCCACGAAAUUAGUUAUUCAUUUUCGUUAUUUCUUGGCCUUGUCAUUGCCAUUUUGGUUAUUUUCUUUAAAAUUUGAAUCUAAACAGUCCAGUUUAUAAAGUAUAUACACAAUUAACGGUUGUCGGUGAAGAUUUGUCUGCGCAAAAAAACAAAAAAACUGGGAUAUGCUGACCAAGAUACGGCUGUGAUUCUGAUGUUCGUGAAGCUACAAAAAUAAACAAAGGAAGGGGGAAAUAUAGCAAAGGAGACAAGCCGCUAAGGUACUUGUCGUAAGCUGCCAAAAACUAUAGCUAGUCUAAAAGUAAAUGUAGUACUGUGACAGUUAAUACUGAAUGUUAGCGUAAUUAGUUAUGAGGUACAGUAGCUAAAGUAGGAGGAAGUUGAAUAGUUUUUUUAUUGUAUGAAAUAAAUAAUUAGAAUUAUA